GAACAAUUUCAAACUAAUAAUCAAAAGUGUUAAACAUUUGCAAUCCAAAAUACAUUAUCUUGAAAAUUAAAGUAUUAAAUUCAACUAAAAAGAUACAACCAAAUGCAAGACAACUUUAAAAAAAAUCCGAGGUCCGGAAAAAGAAAAAUAAAUAAAUAAAUGUUUGAUUUUGAAUUUUUUGUCACUGAAAAAGGAAAAAGGAAAAAAGGAUGAGGCAAUUACAAUUUGCAACGUUGUUUAUGAAUCUUUCAUCAUCAUAAUCGGUUGGCUCUGUCGUCGUAUUCGCCCUCUCUCUCUCGCAUCGCUCACAUUAAAUUUUGUGAAUCGGUUAUACACACAGUUUUCUCUCUCUCUCUCUCUCACACACACGCACGCGACGCAUCCAUCUGUGCGAGUGUGCGUGUGAGUGUGAGUUGUGAGUUGUGAGUUGUGAGUUGUGAAUUGUGAUGUGAGUGAGAUCCAUCACUGUUUCCGCCCUCCUCGAGCCCUUUCUUUGAGUGGCGGAUGCGGAUCUACUCACUUUGCAUUCAUACUUGAAGGCUUUUGAUUUCGUUCUCAGCAAAGUGGUGAUCUCUUUCUCGCUACUCAACAACUACUCCUACAGUAAAAAGGCCAGUUCAGAUACUUUGGGUAUUCUGUGCGUGUUGUGAGAGAACUAUUCCGAAAUCAGAAAUGGAGGCUGAAAAGAAACCUUCAGCCGUUUCAGAUGUCGGUGCGUGGGCUAUGAAUGUCAUCAGCUCUGUUGGAAUCAUCAUGGCAAAUAAGCAACUCAUGUCCAAUAACGGAUAUGCUUUCAGCUUUGCCACAACAUUGACUGGUUUCCAUUUUGCUGUUACCGCACUUGUUGGCAUGAUUUCAAAUGCUACAGGAUUUUCUGCAUCAAAGCACGUCCCUUUUUGGGAGUUGCUCUGGUUCUCAAUUGUUGCGAAUAUGUCUAUUACAGGGAUGAAUUUGAGCCUCAUGCUAAACUCAGUCGGAUUUUAUCAGAUUUCAAAAUUGAGUAUGAUUCCAGUGGUCUGCAUCUUGGAAUGGAUUCUUCAUAGUAAGCAAUACUCAAGUCAAGUUAAAUUGUCGGUUGUGGUUGUGGUUAUAGGCGUGGGUGUUUGCACUGUGACAGACGUGAAAGUGAAUGCCAAAGGUUUUAUAUGUGCUUGUGUUGCAGUUCUUUCCACCUCAUUACAACAAAUAUCAAUAGGCUCCUUGCAGAAGAAGUACUCUAUUGGAUCAUUUGAGUUGUUGAGUAAAACAGCACCAAUUCAAGCUGGAUCUCUCCUUGUGCUGGGUCCUAUAAUCGACUAUUAUCUUUCAGAAAACUUAAUUUUGGACUAUAAAUUUACUUCUGGAGCCCUGUUCUUCAUACUUCUUUCAUGUUCUCUAGCUGUGUUCUGCAAUGUGAGCCAGUAUCUCUGCAUUGGACGGUUUUCGGCUGUUUCCUUCCAAGUUUUAGGGCACAUGAAGACGGUGUGUGUGCUGACAUUGGGUUGGCUGCUUUUUGAUUCCGAGCUUACUAUGAAGAACAUAAUGGGGAUGGGUGUGGCGGUACUGGGCAUGGUGAUCUAUAGUUGGGCUGUGGAAACUGAGAAGCAGCAGCCUAAGUUAAUAGCCAAUGCAAAGCACAGCUUAACAGAAGAAGAAAUCAGAUUACUGAAAGAUGGUCUGGAAACGGUUCCAAUUAAGGAUAUUGAGCUUGCUCAGCCCAAGCAAUAGCCGCCCCGCCCUGCUUCCACCACCACCAUCAUCAUUUGUGUAGUACUUACUAGAUUUAAUUUGUCCUCUUUUUUUCUUUUUUUCUUUUUAAUUUAAGGACUAAGCGUUGAGGGGAUAUGAAGUUUACGAGUAAAAGUGAGAAAUUCGUUUGAUUGUGGACACUGUGAAAACGAACGUGCAAGAUACCUGUUUAUUUAGAAAUCUUUAUAUAUAGUUGCAUUUGAUAAA
Molecule: messenger RNA, 1935 nt
Organism: Salvia miltiorrhiza (redroot sage)
Lineage: Eukaryota; Viridiplantae; Streptophyta; Magnoliopsida; Lamiales; Lamiaceae
Product: UDP-rhamnose/UDP-galactose transporter 2-like
Exons: 5
Coding region: 673-1707 (344 amino acids)
Cellular component (GO): Golgi apparatus
Molecular function (GO): antiporter activity; UDP-galactose transmembrane transporter activity
Source: RefSeq, a predicted model, not a curated record